Messenger RNA from Oryctolagus cuniculus (rabbit), 15296 nucleotides. The record is from RefSeq and is a predicted model, not a curated record. NCBI's taxonomy places the organism in Eukaryota, Metazoa, Chordata, Mammalia, Lagomorpha, Leporidae.
GCAGUAAGAAAGUCUAGAGAUCUGGAGGAGUCCUGGCCAAACGAAGAUGGGCACACUCAGAAAACCGAGACGUCUCUGAAACCUUGAGGAGGCUCCUAAGCCCCACGGGGUAGCCAUGGACCCCAGCAGCCCCUGAAACUUGCCCUGGGCUCUCGCACGGCUGCAGCCCCGAGCAAUGGGACACCUUUCCUGCAUCGAUCAUAACUUAUUCGGCGGGGACCAGAGAACAGGGAUCGGCGCAAGGCAACAACAGACCGGAACGGAGGCAGGGGCACGAGCUUCUGGGACUCGGUCGCGAUGCGACAGCCUGGCACCCUCUGCGAGAUUUAACUGAAGGCAGCGCCGUCCACCGCGUUCCCCUCGCCCCAAAGCCCCGCAGGCAGCCCCAGAGCCAGCAAGCCCUGCUCUCUCCACCCAAGAUGCUCGCCCACUCCAGCGGUCCGAGGCCAGCGCUCUGAUCGCCUCUGAAGAUUUUUUUUUUUUUUUUGCCCUUGCAUGAAGCUGGCCGUUUAAACAGAAAAAACAGGGGUAAAAAAAAAAAAAAGAAAAAGAAAAUAUACCCACCCCCAAACGUGCCUCCCCAGCGCCGCAGGGAGCCGACAGACACGCCGGAGUUUAGCAAACAGCUGUACUCUUCGCGCUCCUGAAAAGCAGGGCUGGACGCUCUCCGUGGUGCUGAAUCGCGUCGCGGCCGCCUCUAUCCGUGGUACCCGCGGCCGCCUCUAUCCGUGGUACCCGCGGCCGCCUCUAUCCGUGGUACCCUCAGCCGCCUCAAGCCGCGGCCCCCGGGGCUCUCGCUCCGCACCCCUGUUCCCCAUCGCCCCUGAACAUCUGGAUUAUUUUUUUCAAUAGCGCUGGUUUUGUAAGUGCCAAUUUGAAACAUUUUUGCCCCCUCCCCAUAAGUCGUGGACUACAAAGCACAAGGACCUGAAAAAUGUACAGCUUCAAUACUCUUCGACUCUACCUUUGGGAGACCAUUGUAUUCUUCAGUCUCGCUGCUUCUAAGGAGGCUGAAGCUGCCCGCUCUGCGCCCAAGCCUAUGUCACCCUCGGAUUUCCUGGAUAAGCUAAUGGGGAGAACAUCUGGAUACGAUGCCAGAAUCAGGCCCAAUUUUAAAGGUCCCCCGGUGAACGUGAGCUGCAACAUUUUCAUCAACAGCUUCGGUUCCAUUGCUGAGACAACCAUGGACUACAGAGUCAACAUCUUCCUACGGCAGCAGUGGAACGACCCCCGUCUGGCCUACAACGAAUACCCCGAUGACUCUCUGGACCUGGACCCAUCCAUGUUGGAUUCCAUCUGGAAGCCUGACCUGUUCUUUGCCAACGAGAAGGGGGCCCACUUCCACGAGAUCACCACAGACAACAAACUGCUGAGGAUCUCACGCAACGGCAACGUCCUCUACAGCAUCCGAAUCACCCUGACAUUGGCCUGCCCGAUGGACCUGAAGAAUUUCCCCAUGGAUGUCCAGACCUGUAUCAUGCAACUGGAAAGCUUUGGAUAUACCAUGAAUGACCUCAUCUUUGAGUGGCAGGAGCAGGGAGCAGUGCAGGUGGCGGAUGGGCUAACUCUACCACAGUUUAUCCUGAAGGAGGAGAAGGACUUGAGAUACUGCACCAAGCAUUACAACACAGGUAAAUUCACCUGCAUUGAAGCCCGGUUCCACUUGGAGCGGCAGAUGGGCUACUACUUGAUCCAGAUGUACAUCCCCAGCCUGCUCAUCGUCAUCCUCUCAUGGAUUUCCUUCUGGAUCAACAUGGAUGCUGCGCCAGCCCGGGUUGGCCUGGGCAUCACCACUGUGCUCACCAUGACCACCCAGAGCUCUGGCUCCCGAGCUUCCCUGCCUAAGGUGUCCUAUGUGAAAGCCAUUGACAUUUGGAUGGCAGUCUGCCUGCUCUUCGUGUUCUCAGCCCUGCUAGAAUAUGCUGCUGUCAACUUUGUGUCUCGGCAACACAAAGAGCUGCUCCGAUUCAGGAGGAAGCGGAGACAUCACAAGAGCCCCAUGCUGAAUCUAUUCCAGGAGGAUGAGGCCGGAGAGGUCCGUUUCAACUUUGCCUAUGGGAUGGGCCCAGCCUGUCUGCAAGCCAAGGAUGGCAUCUCGGUCAAGGGUGCCAACAACAACACCACCACCAACCCCCCUCCGGCACCAUCUAAGUCGCCCGAGGAGAUGCGGAAACUCUUCAUCCAGAGGGCCAAGAAGAUCGACAAAAUAUCCCGCAUCGGCUUCCCCAUGGCCUUCCUCAUCUUCAACAUGUUCUACUGGAUCAUCUACAAGAUCGUCCGCAGAGAGGACGUCCACAACCAGUGAAGGGUCUGCUGGCAGUGAAGGGGAGGCUGGGAGAGGGCCGAGCGGGAGAUGGCACAGGAAUCUGAGAGCCUAAGGAAGGGAAGAGGAAGGGCAGCAGGGGGCACACAUGCACAACUCUCUCCUCCUCCCUCCCUCUCUCUGCAAUAUGUGCAAUAGCAAAAAUGCAGCAAUGCAUGAAUUUUAGAACGUGGCACUAUCUAUUUAACCUCGGGUGGGCUGGUGGGGGGGGGGGUGGGAUUUUCUAAUAUAGGAACUGAGAGCUGGGAAGAAAGGGUGGGGGGAGGGUUAUAGGGCAAUAACAGCUUUCAAAACAUUCAAUUCACAGGCUGUGCAGUUUUCCUGUUUAGAAGGAGAGUGCAGUCUUCCCCAGAGCAGAAGGAAAGCAAUGUAAUAUAUGAUAUAUAUUCAUGCUUAAUAUUAAUGCAAAGCCACAAGAACAAAAGAUCUAUUUCUUAACCUAUCAGCCUAGUAACUGCUUAAAUUUUUAACGACAUAGAAGUCAUGGACAAUUUUUCCGAGUGGGAACAGUCACAAAUAAGCUUGCUUGGGUGUGUGUCCCACAUCACACCCCUCCAAAUGCCAUCCCUGUCUUCAGACUGGCCCAGGCAGAUACAUGCCACAGAGCCACGUGGCCUCUGCUUCAAGAGGGUUGUGAGGCAUGGGCAGGGGUAGGAGGUGGAGGAAGGUGGACAGAAGAGAGGGAAUGACUACAGAGAUGGGGCACUGCAGAGACCUAAGGCCUGAGAACCCAGUUAACCCUCUCAGUCCUCAUGUGCCAAGGCCGAAGACACGCCUGCCCCUCUCAGAGUCCUCCUGCUUCUGUGCUUCCACACCCAGCCCACUGACCCACCAACAACCAGAAAUGGCCACCAUGGUUUCUCAUUAUAUUGCCAAUAUGCAAUCUUUUUUAUGGUUAAAAAAAAGUAAUAAUCUUGAGAAAUAAUAUGCACAUAGACAGUGUAAACAGAUAUACUUUUUGCAAAUGUCUAUUUUUUUGGAGAGUUACUUUGAAAUUCAAGUGGGUGCAUGUUGGGGAAGGUGGGGUGAGUGGGAUGAAAUAGAUUUAUUAUCUAGUGGUUCUACAGAGUAAAGCUUUAAGAGGUGAAUGGGCAGUAUGGGGGCUGCUACAGAUAAAGUAUAUAUGGGUAGGGAGAGAUGGUACUAUUUGGAAAGUUAUUCAUUAUAUUUUGACAUUUCAUAUACAUAGAAAAUGUAAGAAGUUUGGGGGGUGACCCCAUUAUAUUUUUAUAAGUCGUCUUUUUCUUUUAGGUGCUUUGUUUAGCUUUAACAUUUAGGAAAUUUAGACAAACGUUUCUCUUACCUUCUGACUCUGAGGUGCCACUGUCCUAGGGUACUAGGGCACUCCAGAACAAAAGGAGAAAGACUAGGAGAUGGACUUGGGAGGAGAAGGAGUCCAGCUAAAGGAUGUGGAUAUCCACAGAGGGGGGGCCUGCACAAGGGGACAGCACCACUGGCGCACCGCUGUCCACAGCUUGCUCCCUGUUUUGGCCCAUGGCCAGAACCCUGGGGUUCCAUUUCUUUCUUUGCACUUUAGCGUCUUGGCUUUGGCUCAAAGUUACAGGCAGAAUGAGGAGAAACAGCUGACAAUCAGUUUGUUCUGAGGCUUAGGGUUUCACCUGUAUCUUCAGAGCAACCCCAAUGUGAGGCAAGAAGGUAGGGAAGCCAUACAAAGAGAUGAGACCAUGGAGGCCUAGAUCCUCCCUAAAGCACUUCCCCCUGAGGAAUCUUCUCCCACUCUGCAAAACAGCCUAUGCCUACACAAGACCCAAAAAACAGGCCAAGACAAAGACCAAGAGAUUAGGUAAAGCAAAGUUCACUGUGCAGCCAAAAAUAGGAUUUGGCCUUAAGGCUUGAAUAAUAAAAGGUGUUUACUCACAGGUCCAAGGUCAGUCAGCCCUUGCCUUUCCUUCUCUUGGCCUGCAUAGACCAAAAUAUUCAGUUAUAUUUCAGUUUAUCUCAUGAUGUGAGGUAGAACCUACAAUUUUUUUUUCUAAGAAAUCUUGAAGGAUGGGAGUCAAGUUGGUAGAACUCUCUCAUCAAAGACCAUUCUUUUCCCCACCACAAAUAUGCGUCCCAAGGAAGAAAAGCUAAAAAAAAAAAAAAGAAAAAAAGAAAGAAAGAACAAACUUGAACAACUACUACCAGUUCAUAUUAGAACAUUAGUCUUGGCACUGCUACUAGCACCUUUCAUUAGCACUAUAAUCACUUUAUUUAAAGGAGGAAAACACAACUCGUUCUCAAGUGGUCUUUGGAGAGACUUCCAGUCCCUUUCACUUAGCACUUUCUUCACUUUAUUUAGCUAACCAUUAUUUUUAAGCCCUUCUCCCUACUACUCAUUAUUAGACAGGGCAACAGAGGCACUAGGCCUCUAUCAGAGACGAAAGCCAAGACCAGUUCUUCUAAGACAUUUUGCCUCUGCUCAAACAGAAAAAUCUUAGAUUCCUAACUGGUCUUCUUAUGGGAAGUGCUUGGAAUCCUUCAGGCCAAGAAAUCACAUGGCCACUGCCCAACCUCUACUGGGUCCUUGAAAUUCUACCUGUGAGUUCCCUAGGGGCUGCCAGAGCUAGCUGGCAGUAUCCAACAAACAGCAGAAUCACCUGAGACACUCACAGAGGGAACUGUCAUGAAAUCAAACUCUUACAAGUAGCAAAAUCAAUGUGGGGUGAAGGCAUGAUAGCAGUGAAAAGAACCUAAGUUUUAUUCCUGCUCUUAAUAUGCUUAGGGACCUUAGGCAAAUGACUAAGUCUUAGAUUCUCUGAAUACACAACGGGAGAGUGAGAUAGUAAUAAAUUCCCUCCUAAUUCUAACUGCUCCAUGAGUAAUUUCCAUAGGAAGGCCACACAACCAAAAACCUAAUGUCCCUUUUAUUUCCCAACCCCGAGGUGGGUGUAUAGAUACAUAUGCACAAAUACAUGGACCCAUCCAAUUCUUGUUGCCUUUCUUGUUUAGAAAAUAUGCAAAUUAAUUUUUCCUUCAGCACAUAACCAAAAGUGAACAGUGGUAGGGAAAGGACAGUGAUUAGGAAGUUAAAGAUACCAUCAUCAAUUAGGAAGCAAGCAUGCCCACGAAGACAUUAUUACCAGUGUAUAAUGCAGUAAGGAACUACUGGUAAGUUAAUGGAUUUUAUUAUUAUAGAAAAUGAAGAUAAUUUAGGACAAAUAUUUUUAAGUGACCCAAUGAACAGGACAAUAUUUUCUUAAUUUCCUCUUCAGUGUGAGCACAGGAGACACCAUGCCUUGGGAUUACAGAUGCCAAGCGGGAUGGUGGGUGACAAGCUGAGUUAGCUGCAAUGGAUGGUUUGCUAGUACUCUGGCCCUUUACGUGUACAGGCCACUAUUUGUGCAAGGUGGGAGAACUGAGUUCUGGCAUCGAGGAGCUGCUGUUCUCUAGAGCAAGCUACUUCCAGAACCACAGCUAAUCCCAGAAGCCAAGUUCAGCAGUUGUCAAUUAAGUAGAAAGAUGGUAAAGCCAGUAACUUCCCUCCUAUUAGUUUACAAUGUGUCUCCUUUGUUUAAAGAACAGUCAGAAUCGAUGGCUCAGCUCUGCCACCCUCUGGUUCUUGCGCACAUCCAGAAGUCCAUUCUAGGCUAAGGCUACAGGGAGUAAAGGACAGGUAUGAACAAAAAGGAAAACGUAUGUAUGUGUGAAUGCGCAUUCAUGUGAGUGAAGUAUCUUGGAUUUAACUAUAUUUUUACUUUGAAUCUAAGAAGACAAAAGAAGGUUCAUCUCCAACCCAAAUCCAUUUCUUCUUCUUCCAAGCUAUUGAUAAAUAAGAAAUCAAUCCCUCUCAGAUGCUCACCAAUAUAUUUCAUAGGCUAUUUUUUUCAUACUGGGGAGAAAAAAUAAGUAUGAUGAGAGGUAGUUCCUUUCAUUCAAGGUACACGUCUUUAUGAACAUCAUAAAAAAGAGAUGGUGUCUUGUAAGACUCUGUAUUAGGCUGCAGAGGUUAGAGCCCCAGCUAAGCUGGUUCCAUCACUGAUAACAGUCCUGGAAUUGAAGGGGUUGUCACUAUCUCUGUAGUUAACUGCCUCCUUAGUAGAAGCAGCUGGUGGGCAGAAGGCUUGGUGGUGGUAUAAUCUGUCAGCUUGAGGACUGGGGUCAAGAUCUGUGAUUUGCAGCUAUUUCCUAGUCUGGCUGGAAGCCCACACCACGAACAAUGAUUCCCCCUCUGGAAGCUAUUGUAUUCAUGAAAUAAGCACUUUCUGCAUACUCACAGCUCUGAAGACAAAGACAAGAUCAGGUCUUCUCUGUAGGCUGUCUCCCAGGCUGGCUGGCUAGGUGGCUUGUACUGAGGGACCGCUUGGGUCUGCCAAGAAGGGGUGACUAUACCUAAGCCCCUGAUACAUGGCAAAAAUUCUCCAAACAGGCAAGCAGGAUGCAUAUUCUUCAAAAUAUAAUUUUGCUUAUUUUCCCUUACUAAGCUACGAUUCUGAUAAACCAACUCCAGAAACUUCAGAACAAGAGCUGAUGACCAGAGGGAGGAGUGAAUGAAAUAGGCCUCAAUGAACUGAGCUGGCUUGCUCUAGAGAACUACUCAUCAGUGUGAGGAAGAUCAUGUAGGGGGCAAGGCUUUGGUUUCAGUGUCCUGAGACCCCAGUGGGUAGCGAGGACACCCAUGGAUAGGUUGAAAUCUUCUAGAAAUAGAACUUUGCAAAAUCCUGAAAUGAUGCCCUCCUCACCCAAGCCCAAAGAGAAGGAGAGUGGUGAUGUCUUCCUGCCUCAGCUGAGGAUCCCAGAAUGUCACAGAGGACAAGGACAACCUGCAGCCAUCUCCCCUGAGGCCACAGCAAUUGAGCAUCUUGGAGGCCCAUACUAAAAGAUGCCUCUAUCCAGACCUUGUCCUGUUGGCUCCUAAGGGUAUCUCGGGCUACAGUGCCAGCAACAGCAGGAGACGGGCUUGCUCCUAGGCAAGUGCUAUCUCAUGCUGUUCUGAUGGAGCCACGUGGUUAUUUAAAGCAAUAAUUACGGUGCUUUAUCACUCUUUGGAACAGUAAAGGAAGUUCCAAAGUAGAAAUUAUUGCCCAUUAAUUUUUAGGAUCAUUAAGGUUUCUGCUCCCUCUCUUGUUCUCCCUCACCCCCACCAUCCCUCUCACUUCCUCCUCUGUGGGCAUUUCCUGUUCAACAAGUUUGUACAUCUUAGUUGGUGAAACCAAACUGCCAGAAGAUGGUGAUUUAUUUUAGAGGGAGGUUGGGGGUGGGGGAGGGACCAGAAUGGACACAGUGGCUCCUGUCUCAUUUCUCAUUCAUGUCUAGGCGGUUAUUUCUGUUCCUUCCCUUGCCUAUGCAUUUUGAAAUCCCAUUGCUCUGGAAAAUUUCCAUUGGAACACUGGGUCAGGAAGUCAGAGCACAGAGAAUGGCAAGCCAAAAAUAGCCCCUUCAGAGAGCUCAGUGAUGACAAUGAUAUUCCACACGAGGCCAUUAACCAGCUACAGGACAGUGCCAGCUCACUAAUCUGGAGAUGAAACACAUCUGCGGGUUGCACACAGAUUGCUGGACCAGUGGGUCUUCCAUUCCCACCUCCAUCCACGCACAGUUCCCUGCACUGCCUUGUUUUUGUCCUGCUGUUUCUUACACAACUUCCUACUUAAACACACCUGAAAUAGACUGAGGUCAGAAAGAGGUAGGUCCUUGUUUCGGCACUACCUCAGGCUCACCAAGGAAAUAUAGGUAAACUGCUUGCUUUUCUUGGCUUUCCUACUCUCCUGUAAAAAGAGGAAGUUGAAGGGGAUUUUCCAAAGCCAAAUUUGGGAUAUGGUGAUAGACUGAAGAAAAGAGGGAAGGUUUUGUCAUUUCUUGGAGACCCACCCCAGGCCUCAGUGGUGAGCAGGCAAGGAGAGAUUAGAAGAGAGAGAUCACAGUGUUAAUCCAUCUGUGAAAGUCAAGGUGUUUCACUAUUCUCAUAAGACUAGCUGCUCGCCUGAGAACUCUGCCACACAGGAGGACAGCACUCUGCUCUGGUAUUUCAGCCUGUGGAGGCUGUAGGUAUUUUAGCACCUAUGUCCCGGGGAGGCUGUCACCCAUUCCCCAUGGCAGGUGUUGGAAUUCUCUCUGCCAAAGCCUCUGGAACAAUCAGAGAAACACAUCAGAGAAUAAUUUGUAAAAUGCCCCUAGGGAAAUCAUAGCAAUGACUACAAGUCCCCUCCCCACCAACUCACAAUUUGAUCAUUUAAGAAACUGCCAGCAAGAUUUAAGAAUAUUUUCCCCUGUGGCUCCUGUUACUUUAAUUGCACAAACAGCAGAAAAAUGGGACCAGCCUAGACCACUUAGAUGGAGGUAGGAGAGUGUCUACAUCCAUACCAUUAGCAAAACCACCCUAAUAAUAAGAUGUAUUACAGCAAAUGUGGUUGGAGUUGGACCAGCUCUCUCCACUCCUACCCCAGCAAAAUUUCAUCCUGGGAAUGACGUUUCUGAAACUCCCACCACAAUCCCAUAUUUCCCAACACCCCUUAAUAUUAGACACCAUUGCUCCUGCCUGUCCCAGUGGGGUGUAUGUACUGCCUGAUAUCAAUGCAUCUUCUCAAAUGUUUAUGGGGGACUUUACAACAAAUAAUCUCACUCUCCCUUCAUCCAGCCCUGGGAGUGAGGAAAACAUGGCAGAUUCAAAAUUUUUCUCAUCUCCAUGUUCAAAAUUAAUGAAUUUUUAAAAAAUUUUAUGCUUCUCCUAAGGUGAUAAAUUGGAGAUUAUAUUGUAAACCAGCCAUUUCCCAUACAUGUCCCUCAUUCCCACACAGCUACUGCUUUUUCUGCCCCCUGAAAGAUUCAAGUAGCUGACACUAAAGUCCUCUAGGAUGAAUAGGUGUGUGGGAGAACAGGGAAACCUAACUGUAUACCCUGUUGGUAGAUACAAAGGCAGUCAAGGUAAAAUGCCUUCAUUGGCAUUUUACAGAGCCCUCUUUCCUUAUCUGAAAUGGAGAUGGAUUAGUUCAUCUUGAAAGGUUUUCUUGGUCCACUUCUCCAGUUGUUCUUUAGCUGCAGAGACUGUCCCCGUACUCUUAAGUCAGUCCCACUCUGUGUCCUAAACUUUCAACUAUCCUCUCUCUAAACCCCUUUAUGUCUUCCCUAACGCAGUGGACACAGCAUUCGUUUUCUACCCAAAGGCUGAGAUGCAACUACAGUAAGGCAGGUGACCUUGCGCUUCUUUGGGCAUAACUGUAUCCACAUGACAGAUAAAGUGACAAAAUGGACAUUAACCUCACCCUCUCAAUGUAAACUGUAAAGCAUUCUCAUUAUUACCACAAUCGUUCGGAAAUCUUAUCAUCUCUUCCUGUUUGCCAGAAGAGAUCACCCAGGAACUUUCAGAAUCAGGCCUGCUCCCAAAUCCAGCAGUCAGUUCAGUGACAUUUCAUGACCUGCCCCAAGGAUUUUCUGUUGACUACCGUGAUAGCCUCAGAGCUUAUACACACAGAGACCUCCAUUCUAAUCCUGAUUCCACUGUUCAAGCACCUGCAACGCUUUUCCCCACAGAUACCAUUUGAGUAUCCACUAAGUAGAGGUGUCUUCUGAAAUGCUGCAGCUGGAGCGCCUGUUAUCGCAUGGAGCUAACAGACUGAAUAAACCCCGAAUGUCACAGUAAUAUUCCCUAGUGUCUAUCAUGUCUGUCAUUAUAAACUGCAAAAUUUAAUUCCCACAGUGAAUGCGACCUUAUUUCCCAUUUUACAGAUAAGGAAACAGGCACACACAGUUUGCUAACUAACCCAGGGCAGUGCCUUGAAAAAACAGGCUUGAUCCUACAAUGGGAAGCAAGUUUUGAAAACUGGUAUGGCAUGAGUUUACUCCUUCCAUAUAUCUGCUCUUGACCGUUAAUGAAUUAAUGCCCCUGUGACUAUAGACUCCACCCAUUUAAGCCCUUUUUAUGAGAAUAAAACUAAUGAACUGGUAGUUUGUCAUUAAAAAGUAGUAUAUAGGUGAAAAGUUUAUUAAUUUAACUUAAAUGAAUCUUAUAGCCACCGAUAAAAGAUCUAUACCCUUCUGCCCAAGUACAUUCCAAUACCAAAAUUUUGAUCUCCUAGCAAACUGUCAAAUGCCAGUGAAUACCAUCUCAUGCUAGACCAGAAAUCUAACAUUGUUUCCACACCAAGAACCAAAAAGAGAGUCCUCAGCCCUUUUUUUCUGAUUGUGGUUAUAAACAAUAUGUAUCAGUCUGCCUACAAGGGCUAGGAACCUACUAACUAAAUCAGUCUUAGAUGGAUGCACUAUGGAGAAUUGACAUGGGGCCAUUUUUAAGCUACAAAAUUGUGGAAUAAAGUACGUAGGCAACAGGGUGGGGUGUAAAUACUCACAGGAGGUAUCUGGAGAUCACUGACAACACUGCUUGUUUGUGGUCCCACAUGAGAUAGCCAUCUGUCUGGAAUGGCUGCAAUCAAGGGUAAGAACCUUUUCUGCAAGUUUUUCCUUAUUUGAGAAUACCUUUAAACAUUGACUCAACAGAGAUAAAUUAAGAACCCACCACAACCAAUGCAGAGCACAGGAACCAAAGAGCAACACCAUCCCUAACCACACUUCUAGUUUAGUGAUGGCAGAUAAGGCACCAGUAACUAACUCAGGGAGAGGUAGAAGUUGAGUGCAAAGAGAUCCUGUUUCAGAGACAGGCCAAGGUUUCCUGGAUGGUGGUACCCAGGAGCUCAGCUUCUAAACAAAAGAUCAUUUUCCAGGGUGGUAGUUACUAUCUGGGUUGAUAAAAUUAACUCACCAUCUUUAAAAGGAUUAAACAGUAUUAACUCCAAAACACUAGUUACCUAACCACUUCCUCCAAGCAGGGGUGCAGGUGAAAAGCAAUCUUUUCUUCAUGAUACCAUUGACACAGGAGUAUGACAAGUGGCAGUCUCACCAACAUUCCAAUGAAGGAGGGAUUUCUGAGGCUCCUUACUCAUAUCCAGGCUUGGGAAAUGAGUGGGUAAAGAGAAUUUUUAAAAAGCAAUGGAUCUGUACGCAGACGCUCUGGCCUGUGUCCAAGACCUUCUGUUCCUGACUUGACUAUCCCCUAGGUAACUUGAUAUGCAAGUGGCCAAACCAGUUCAUGGGACAAGGCCUCGCCUAUAUCCUCAGCUGUAUUCAGAAGCUUGGUCUUUGGCCAGACAGGAAUGAGCUACUGCGGUCAUGUUAGGAAUCCUUGCUGUUGUUACUACUCUGAAAGCCAGCAGAGUUCCCUGCUGUGUAGCCCUGGAUGUUGGUAAGGAAAGGGGCACUUGGAAUGGACCCUACUUAGUGACUCCAAAUAUGGCAAAGUGGGCCUCCAGGCAACUGCUAUGUGCUGCCUUUGGAUGAUUGUAUCAAUUGCCCAGAGGAAGCAUUUAGCCUUUCAAGAUAUGAGAAUAGGCUCAAAAGUUAGUGUCAUAGCCAAGAAUACAAUAUAAAUUUUAUUAUAAAAUAGUAUAUGCUUAUGGGGCCAGCGCCACGGCUUACUUGGUUAAUCCUCCACCUGUGGCACCGACAUCCUAUAAAGGCACAGGGUUCCAGUCCCUUCUUCUAGUCCAGCUCUCUGCUGUGGCCCAGGAAGGCAGUGGAGGAUGACCCAAGUGCUUGGGCGCCUGCACCCACGUUGGAUACCAGGAGGAAGCACCUGGCUCCUGGCUUCGGAUCCAUGUAGCUCCGGCCGUAGCGGCCAUUUAGGGGUGAACCAACAGAAGGAAGACCUUUUUCUCUGUCUCUCUGUCUCUCACUAUCUAACUCUGUCAAAUAAAUAAAUAAAUAAAUAGUGUAUGCUUAUAUAAUACUUCUAGUUAUUCUAUCAGUUUCUUUAAACCCCCCUGUAUGUAUCCUCCUUCUACUUGCUAUUUAUUAAAUCUACAAGUCAGUGGCACCACCAAAACAGGACAUCAGAAUGAAAAACACGUGCAUUUCCCAUAAUACAGGAGCAGAAAAGUACCUAGUUAUUAACACAAAAUGAAGGAAGUGUGUAACAGAGGAAGGGUUGUUCCGGCCCCUGUGGAGGGGCAGGAAAUAAAUUAUGGAAUGUUUCAUUCAAGGCGAUCUGAGCAGUAACAUAAAGGAACAGAAGAGAUUCUGACAGAUGGGGACAGGGAGUUCCAGCAGAGAGAAUAGCACGAGCAACAAUAUGGAGGUAAAAAAUAAGGGCACAGAUGAGCGAGCAAUUAUCUGUUUGGCUGAAGGGCAGGACAGAGGCAGAAUACAUCUGAACAACCUUCAAUGCAGAAACCAGGGUCCGGACUCCCAAUGGCAGUUGCCAAAGGCAAAUCCGGAAGGCAUUCCUUCAGGAGUGCACCAGCUCAUUCUCCUUACCACCAACCCCAACUUCCAGCUCAAUACAGAUCUUUCUGCAUUUUGGAGAAAGGUAACCUUUUCCUUCAUGGCACCCACUAGGAAUUCAUGUCUUAAAGAAUAUCAAUGUAACUCAAGUAAUAAGCAUUUAGUUUGUGCUAGGCAGGCACUAGAAAGGGGAUGGAGAGAUGGUGAAGUCAUGGUUCUCAAUGGGUUUGCUAUUCUACAAUGACUCUGAAAAAAUUAUUUGUGGAGUUAUCAAGCCAAUACUUAGUAUAAUGGAAGUAUUUCUAAGGCAAGUUUGUGCUCCAACUAUUACCUUUUGUUGAUCAACUGAAAUAUUAAAUAUCGCAUACCUGUAGGGAAAGUAUAGUCUAGCAUGUCUUCUUAUUCUCGGUUGCAUCUGAAAUCACUUCUCCCACUCUAGACAACAUCUCUAUUCAAAGCCUGAAACCACAUCGACAAAGAAAAACAGGGAAAAAGCCAAACAUGAACAGAAAGAGAGAGAAGUGUAACUGAUUUGUAUCAAGUCAUUGCUAGAGGAAGUUAUUACAUAUAAUAGUUUUUUGCACAGUAAGUUACCUCAAGUAAAUUCUUUAGAAAGAGUGUUUUGGGGAAAGGCAUUACCAAUCCUAGUCAAAGAUGCCCCCAGAUUUAUUUAAAAAGUGGUGCUUACAUACUAGUUUGCUAAGAUCAUUUUUCCACAUUAGAUGUACUUCUACCUCAUUUAAAAGUGCACCAUGUUCAACAUGCCAAUUUAGCUUGAGUUGGGUCAAAGAGGCUUAAGAAUUGGAUAUUCCCAAAAGGCAUUAUCUCAGAGCAUUUUAAAUUUAUACAUCAUAAUUUAAUGGUCCAACCUUGCACUACUUAAGCCAUGAUAUUUUCAGCACUAAACAGUUAAUUAAAUCCCAAAGAGGUCCAUCUUGCUACUUUGCAUAUGGGACACAGAUAAAAUACCCACUUCAUGUGAUUUUUGUACAUAUCAGACAAACAAAAGGAUGGUGUAACAUUCUCAAAACUUAAAAAAAAAGCUAAGAAGUCCGAAUCUUACCUUCAAAAUAAACAGCAAGGACCUCAGUGACUUGCACAUAAGGUUUUAAAAUGGCAAAAUACAUGCCUUUGCUGCUAUGGACCUGAAAUGCACAAAGUGACCCACAAAGGGACUAAGACACUGUCAAAGGGUAUUCUAGUCUGGUUGUGUAGAUCAGCAUCCCAAAAGACCCACUGGUUAAAAUCUCUCCAUCCAGAGCUAAUGCACAUAACUGUCACAUAAUUAAGUAGGGUCAUUUUGGGUAAAGAGUGGUUGCUGCGUGGCUGGAAUGUGCAGGGACAGCUCAUUCUGUGCAUGUUCAUCAUCUUCCAAAUCAUCAUUUCCAGAAAUUGCAUCCUCAAACCGGACUGGUCUGGGGAAAAUUAUGGUAGGAGAUGAAAUUACCUUGCAGGCACGGUUAUGAAUAGGCCAGAGCCACACUUGGAAAUUGGCCCAUGGCAGAACUAGAAAUGAGCAGAUCUACUAGAGAGAUACCAAUUUGUUGCUAAGACAACACAAACAGAACUUAAGAUUGAUCUCAAACAUUCCAAAACAAGUCACAACAUGGUUCAGUCACUUGAGGGAAAGGUAUCUUUUUUUUGAAAACAUAGUUUCUCUUAGUUGGUUCAGGAUCUAUUCACCAUUUAAGAUAGGCCAGUUUUUGACAACAGUAUCAGACCACGUAAUCUCAAGCUCACCUGACCCCAGCCAAAGCAGAUUUUGGGGUAAUUCGUCACCUCCAAAGACCCCGCCCUUUGUGUUUUCCCCAUUUGGACAUUGGUCCUAAAGACAUACCCUUUGUCUUCAAAGCUGGUUUAAGCAAAAGAGUAAAUCCCAGGUUAUUCUUCAACUAAUUUUACAGUUUCCCCAAAAAGGUAGCAGCCAACUUAUGUGUGUCGUGUAUCAGGAAGGGUAAAAGUUAAAUAUUAACUCUCCACAGCUAGAGGGUAUUUUCUGAAACCAAACACUUUGCUUCAUUAAUACACUAUUCAAGAUGUUAUUUUAACCCCAAAGAACAGGAAGGCAUUGUAUAAUUCUUCAGGUCACAAUGCCAGCACUACUGUGCAGUCUCUUACAGGUAAGAUGACAAGUUAAAGUUCUGACUGUAAUUCCAAAUACUUUAGGGGGAUGUAAGAAAUGAGUGUACGCCUGGCUGUGCAGUUGAGUGCCUCAUCACCCAUGAUCAAAGAGGUUCAAGGUGAUCCAUGCUUUCACACUGAGACAAGGCACACAAGCCCAGGUUAACUGACAGCUAGCCACAGUAGAAGAGAUUUCUAAGUAGCCUGGGGAACAUAUUAACGAAUUGGCCUAGAAAACUGGGUCAGAAUUACAAAGUUCCUCAUCUUUCCCAGAAGCAAAUGUUGACAGUUAUGUCUUUUAUAUGGAAACUUCUUUGUACAUAUGUAUAAACUUGGUAUGGCCUUAAUGCUGCAGUUAAGGAUUUGUUUGGCUACCACCUUAAGCAGCGUGUUAAGCAAAUGCUUCCUUAAUGUAACAUUUUUACUUCUCACUGGACACUCAAUUCCCUUGAACAAGCCAAUUCCCUUUAGCCCCUAAACUCUUUUCUUUGCAUGCAAUCAUAACGUCAUUGGCAGUUAUUUUUGGCUUGUAAAACAAAUCUAUUUCUGCAGUUUGAAGAUGGAAUGUAAAAUUUCUGUGAUACAUGUAUAUAAAAAUGUAUUUAUUGAACCAUCCAUAUGCCCAUAUCCAUGCUGAUUCCAA